Eimeria acervulina is the source of this 467-nucleotide messenger RNA. RefSeq lists its product as hypothetical. The transcript has a single exon. The annotation marks the transcript as partial. The record is from RefSeq and is a predicted model, not a curated record. Lineage: Eukaryota; Apicomplexa; Conoidasida; Eucoccidiorida; Eimeriidae.
UAUCUGAUCAGCGUACGCGUUUGGCGCUUGCUGCAAUAGCAGAAGCAAAGGCAGAUGCAGCGCAUGUAAAGGAGACAGUUAGAGAGGAGACAGCUCAUUUAGAAGCAGAAAGAAAGUACCUCUCGAGAUGGAGAUACGAGUUGCUGCAGCUAACCGACACGCUGCAGCAGCAAGCAAAGCAAGCACUCAGCCAGGUGCGCAUGCACAGAUACAUUAACCCCACAGCAGCAGCAGCAGCAGCAGCAGUCAGCCAGGUGCGCAUGCACAGAUACAUUAACCCCACAGCAGCAGCAGCAGCAGCAGCAGAAGCAGCAGCACAAGAGGCAGACGCAGCAAGAGCACAAGUAGCAGUAGCAGCAACAGAAACAGCAGCAGGAACCGCAGCAGCAACAACCAUAGCCGCAGGAAAAACAGCAGCACCAGCAACAGCAGCAACAGCAGCAGCAGCAGCAGGAGCAGCACGUUGA